Messenger RNA from Castor canadensis (American beaver), 936 nucleotides. RefSeq names its product olfactory receptor 4F4-like. Gene Ontology annotation, biological process: G protein-coupled receptor signaling pathway. Gene Ontology annotation, molecular function: olfactory receptor activity; G protein-coupled receptor activity. Lineage: Eukaryota; Metazoa; Chordata; Mammalia; Rodentia; Castoridae. The record is from RefSeq and is a predicted model, not a curated record. Gene Ontology annotation, cellular component: membrane.
AUGGAAGAAGGAAACCAGUCUGUAGUAUCUGAGUUUAUGUUUCAGGGACUUUGCACCUCAAAAGAACUCCAGAUCUUCCUCUUCCUGCCAUUUUCUACAAUAUGCCUGAUGACUUUCGUAGACAACCUUUUUGUUGUGGUAGUGAUCAUCACUGACCACCAUCUCCACUCCCCCAUGUACUUCCUGUUAGCUAAUCUUUCAUUUGUUGACUUCUGCCUUUCCUCAGUUACCACCCCUAAACUGACCACAGACCUCCUACAGGACAGUAAGACCAUUUCUUUUGGGAGUUGUAUGAUGCAGAUUCUUAGUGUGCAUUUUUUUGGAGCAGUUGAGAUUGUGACUCUUGUGAUGAUGGGUUAUGAUCGUUAUGUGGCCAUCUGCAAACCACUUCAUUACAGCAGUAUCAUGGGCAGACAGAAGUGCAUUGGACUAGUUUGGGUAUCUUGGAUCAUUGGCUUUUUGCAUUCCAUAAUUCAAGUGGUCAUAAUUUUGUGUUCGCCCCUCUGUGGACCCAAAGUAUUGGACAGCUUUUUCUGUGAUAUUCCGUUGGUGGCAAAAUUAGCAUGUGUGGAUACUGACACAUUUGCAAUAGUCAUAAAUGUUAAUAGUGGUAUUUUUUUCAUUCUCUUAAUGAUCUCCUAUACCUACAUACUAUUAACAGUCUUCCUUCACUCUAAACAUGGUGCAUCAAAGGCACUCUCUACUUGUACAUCACACAUCAUUGUGGUGGUGCUGUUCUAUGGACCCUGCAUUUUCAUCUACCUAUGGGCAAUCAACAUCACAUGGGUGGACAAGUUUCUUUCUAUGUUUUACAUAAUAAUCACACCUGUCCUGAAUCCAGCCACUUAUACACUGAGAAAUAAAGAGAUUAAGAAUGCCAUAAAGAGGCUGGUUCAUGGCUUAAGUGGUAGAUCACUUGCCUCACAACUGGCCUGA